Zeugodacus cucurbitae (melon fly) is the source of this 1935-nucleotide messenger RNA. RefSeq names its product putative fatty acyl-CoA reductase CG5065. Gene Ontology annotation, molecular function: alcohol-forming very long-chain fatty acyl-CoA reductase (NADP+) activity. Bases 350 to 1930 code for a protein of 526 amino acids. Gene Ontology annotation, cellular component: peroxisome. Gene Ontology annotation, biological process: long-chain fatty-acyl-CoA metabolic process. The transcript has 6 exons. Lineage: Eukaryota; Metazoa; Arthropoda; Insecta; Diptera; Tephritidae. The record is from RefSeq and is a predicted model, not a curated record.
AUGAUAUUCACUUCAGUUUGCGCUGUGACUUCAGGCGAAAACCACAACAAUCUUGGUGCGCAGAAAAGCAUACCGUGUAGCGACCGCUCGAAUAUUGGAAAUACCGUAUAUAGUCGUGCAUGAAAUAAGCAUUGUGUUUCCUCAAGUUUUCGAGCCGCCAAUUGCGUGCAAUCGUGUUAAGAGUCAUUUACUAGUUACUUCUAUUAAUCAGUGAGUUUGCCAGUGAAUCAGUCGGUCAGUUGGUGAGCCGUAGCAGUGCCAAAUCAAAUCUACUAUAACAGCAGUCUAGCGUCACAGGCAAACACGAACGCUCCUCCAAGGAACUGCAUGAAACACAUAUUUUUACACAAUGGAACUCGUUACUACAGUGGACCAAUGUGAGAAGUCUCAAAUAGCCCAAUGGUAUGCGGGCAAGAGCAUACUUAUUACCGGUGCCACAGGGUUUAUGGGCAAAGUGUUGGUGGAGAAAUUGUUGCGCAGCUGUCCAGAUGUAAAAAAUAUCUAUCUACUGAUUAGAUCCAAGAAAGGUGUCGACCCUUUGACACGCAAGGAUCAAUUCUUGAAAUGUGUGAUUUUUAAUAAGAUUUUAACAGAAAAUCCAGAUAUUGUGAAUAAAAUUCAAGUAAUCAAGGGUGAUAUAUUAGAACAGAAUCUUGGUUUGAGUGCGAAUGACACAAACGAAUUAAUAUCUAAUGUUGAAAUAAUAUUUCAUUGUGCUGCUAAUGUACGAUUUGACCAACCACUACGGCCUAUGGUUCAAAUGAAUGUUGUGGGCACACUGAAAUUACUGCAGUUGGCGGAAAAAAUGGCCGGCCUCCAAGUUAUCAUACACGUAUCGACGUCAUACUGUCAAUGCAACGAGAGUGUUUUGGAAGAGCGCGCCUAUCCAGCACCACAGAAUCCAUACGAUAUAAUAAAAAUGGUGGAAGAAAUGAGCGAUGAUGCAUUGCAGGAAAUCACACCAAGACUCUUGAAUGGACUGCCCAAUACAUAUGCCUAUAGCAAAGCUCUCACCGAAGAUCUGAUGUGCAGAUUUGGAAAAAAAUUGCCUAUCGUUAUUACCCGACCAUCCAUUGUUACUGCAGCCAUUAAGGAACCCUUGCCUGGUUGGAUAGAAGGUGUUAAUGGGCCUACCGGUCUUAUGAUUGGCGCAGCACGUGGCGUCAUCCGUUCAAUGCAUUGCAACCCUGAAUAUUCGUCAACCGUGAUACCAGUAGAUAAAGCUAUCAAUGGAAUGAUAGUUGCGGGUUACAAUCACAGCAAGUCAGAGAAAAAAGAAAAUGUGGAAUUUUGUAAUCUUUGCAUAUCAAAGAAAGCCCUAUUUUCGUGGGGUGAAAGUAUUGAGACUGGAAAGCGAUUUUUCUGUAAAUAUCCAUUAAGCUUUGCUUUAUGGUAUCCAGAUGGAUCAAUCAAAAAGAAUUAUUACCAUCAUUUGCUUUGUGUGAUUUUCUUUCACUAUCUGCCGGCAUAUCUGAUAGAUUUCUUAUUAUUACUUUUUGGGCGUAAACGAUUCAUGCUGAAAGUACAGAAAAAAGUCUCAACUGGACUGAAAUUAUUGCAGUACUACACGACUAAAGACUGGGACUUUCGAAAUGAGAAAUUUCAAAGUUUAUGCGAUAGUCUGAAUCAAAUAGAUCAAGAAAUUUUCGACACCUCUGUCAGUCAAGUCAAUUGGGAGCUAUAUAUACGUGGCUAUAUUAUCGGCAUCCGUAAAUAUAUACUUGGAGAGAGUGAAGAUACAAUCCCAAAAGCAAAGAAGGUUCUACGACGAUUAUAUAUCCUGGAUCGUAUAACCAAAUACACUAUUGGUAUAUUAAUUUUCUGGUUUUUGUGGGCUCAUCUAGAGUUCUUUGUUGAACAAAGUGAUGCUAUAAUACGCUCAUCGUUGCAUAUAAUUUAUAGAGAUAAUAAUAAAACUCUACAUAUAUAGUACAA